Messenger RNA from Rhizophagus irregularis DAOM 181602=DAOM 197198, 5798 nucleotides. RefSeq lists its product as uncharacterized. Lineage: Eukaryota; Fungi; Glomeromycota; Glomeromycetes; Glomerales; Glomeraceae. The record is from RefSeq and is a predicted model, not a curated record. Gene Ontology annotation, cellular component: endosome; trans-Golgi network. Gene Ontology annotation, biological process: Golgi to endosome transport.
UUAGUAUUCUAAGUGUCUUGCUGCAAUGAUGAAUGAUGAUGUUAACAGCUAUGUUAACCAGUGUUUAAAUAUCGAUUUGUCUAUUUUUCCCAUAGCAAAACUUUUAAUUUACCUUUAUAACUUAAAAUGCAAGAAUUAGAAAAGUAUCGCAAAGAUUCACGUUAUAAAAAAUAUGUACAGCAGGUAGAGAGAAUACUACAAUCCUUUGAUAGGGAGGUCAAUGAAUGGGCCGAUUUCAUAGCUUUCUUGGGAAAGCUUUUAAAGGCAUUUCAAGCUUAUCCCCAAUUUCCCGUAAUACCUAAAAAGUUAAUUGUCGGUAAAAGACUAGCACAAUCAUUAAAUCCAGCAUUACCACCUGGUGUGCAUCAAAAAGCAUUAGAAGUUUACGGUUAUAUUUUUGAUAGUAUUGGAAUCGAACAAUUAGCAGACGAUUUACCUAUUUAUUGUCAAGGAUUAUUUCCUUUCCUUCAAUAUGCUGCCAUGAAUGUCAAACCCCAAUUAUUAGCUUUAUAUGAAAAAUUCUUUCCUUUACGAGAUCGAUUAAGACCUGUGAUGAAAGCAUUUAUAUCAGCUUUAUUACCUGGCCUAGAAGAAGAAGGAGGCGAAUUUUUUGAUAAAGUUUUAUCUCUUUUGGAUUAUCUAUCUGGAAUUGUAGAACAAUCAUAUUUUCUGCAGAGUAUGUGGCUUAUAUUGAUAACAUCACCAGCUUUACGGACUCCAGCAUUAAAUUAUUUAUCUCGACGAAUGCCAAAGAUUACAUCUAAAGAAGAUGUAGCAGUAAUGUUGGGUGAUGAUAUUGGAAUUAUGGUGCGAGCAUUUUCAGCAACUUUGGAAGACGAUCAUGUUUUAGUUCAACGAGCUAUUCUUGACUUAUUAGUUAUAAGCUUUCCUUUAAAAGUUAAAGAUUUUGGAGAAAUCAUACAACAAGAUGAUCUUACGUUAUUAAUGAAAUCUGCUUCGGCAGUUGUUUUACGGAAAGAUAUGUCUCUUAAUCGAAGGCUUUAUGCGUGGCUUUUAGGUCCCGAUGAACAUCUAGAGCAACAAAUUGAACAUUUUCAUGAAUAUGGCAAAAGUGCCAUUGUUUCUGCGUUGAGGAGCUUGUUUUUUUUGGAUACAAAUGAUUUAGCCACCGCACAACGGCCAUAUAAAAUUUUGAUAUCUUUGAUGGAUAAAUGGGAAAUUGGACAACCUAUAGUACAAGAAAUACUUAUUGACGUUUUAUGGUCACUUAAAAAUCACGUGGAUAAAUCCGAAUUCGGUGUUGAAUUACUACAAACAGCCAAUAUGUUUCUGGAAAUGAUUGAACCAUAUUUAAUUUGGAUGAAACUAUAUGGUCUUGUCCAAGAUCGAUUUUCUGCUCAGGAUGGAUUAGACACUUCGGCGUUAGAUUUGGUUGAUUUCGUACUAAAUUCUUUUCGAAUGCACGAGGAUGAGAUCGAACAAAUACAUAUGCCACUUUUUAUGAUCGCUUUACUUUGUAAACUUCAGAUGUUUGCAAUUGAAACAGAUUUCAGCAAUCGGAUUUCACAAAUAGAAUCUGCCUUACUAUUAUCGUUGGAUUUAUUACAAAAAAUUCCUAGUAAUGUUUUUAGUUAUUUUGAACCUUCAAUUAGGGAAGAAUCUCAAGAAAAUACACAAGUUUCAAGCAAAGCAUCUUCAACCAAAUCUCAGUUAACUCAUGUUGAAACGGAUUCUGUAAAUGAAGGGACUAUGCAAAUGUCACAAUCAGGAGUUGAAUUUUAUACAGGAAUGGAUGCUUUGAAAUAUAUAAAUGAUUGCUAUCUCUAUGGAAGUGAAAGAUUGAGUGAAAAUAUUGUAAAUAAGCAGUUCAACGGUAUUCGGGGACGACAUUUAAUCGAAGAAUUACUGAAUGCUGUUCAAGGAUUCUUGCACAACGUAAUCACCAAAGCUAUUCUCGUCAAAAAUGAGAACAUUACUUCCGAUCAACUGGUUGUUAUUAUGGAUCGCAGCUGUGGUCUUUUAAAAGCAAUUUCAAUGCGACUUCAUUCAUUAGAAAACACUUUCGAAGAUUAUGAAGAAUCAGUAUCGAAAUUAUUCACUGGUGAAUGGGUUUUUUCGCUAUUGAAAUGUUGUCACAUGGUCAAUAAUUUCGAAAUUAUUAAUUCUGCACUUUCGACCAUUCUGCAUAUUAUAAUUGACCUGCGACUUAUAUCUCCUAGUCUUAUUGACUCAAAACAACAAAUUCGUGUAAUUGUAGAUACUUUGUGGUCAUUUUUAGCACCUAAUAAAGCGGCUUUACACUUACGAGCUGUUCAAUUAAUUUGGUGUUUAAAAGAUUUAUCUCAAGCAAACUACGUAGAAGCUGUAAUUUCUGAGUAUCUUAUACAAAAAGAUCCUUCUGCACGGUUAUCUAACUUUGAACGAUUUGGAACUUUUUGGAGACUCUCAGAGGAUUUUAAUGAUACAGAUUUACAGUUUUCGCAGCCAAUGUUUUUGAUGCUUGAUAAUUUACGUGAUGAAAAUCCGACUAAUCGUCGUGCGGGCGAGACAUGGUUACGAUGUAAUAAGAAAUCGUACACGAGGAUCUUGGAGCCAAUUAUAAAAAUUCUCUGUGAUUCCUCAAUUACGAGACGAAAGGCUGAGAUAAUAAUUGGUGUCGAAACAUUUCAACUCCUUAAUUAUGAAAGACCAUUUAAUCAGGCUCAAGUUGAUUAUGUAUUUGAGUCAUUGUCAGCGAUUUGUCGUGUUGGUGGAGAUAGUUUUUUGAAAGCAAUACGAAGAAACAAUAUAAAGCCUGAUUUGGCAAAAUCGUGUAAUUGGCUUUUAGAGGAAGAGAAUGAAGUCGUAAAGGCAAUAACAUAUAGUGAAUUUUUUGUUAAGACUUCUUUAUUAUAUAUGGAAUCCGAAGUACCAAAUACACUAUCUUCUAUGAAUGUAUUAAAUGAAUAUAUUCAUAUGCAUGCAAUGGACUUUCUUAAUCAUUUAAUUUCAAAGCCUAAGUAUGUCGACAAUGAUUUGGUUCAUUUGGUACAUGAUGGAUUAUUGCGAAAAAUUCUGUUCUGCAUAUAUUCGAAGAAGUUAGAUUUACAAUCGAAACUUAUACAUUUGUUAUGUGUUACCAUUCCCAAUGUAGGAGCUGUUAAUGAAAGCUCCAAAAAAAAUUCUGUUUAUACUGAUGCGUCUAGCCAUGAUAAUUUAUCAUCAAAUGAGGAACCAGAUGCAAAAAAAAAUAUGAGAAGUUUCCGUACAGCAGGAUCAUCGCGUUCUUUGAUUAAGGUUCUACGUGAUGCCUUAUCGAUACAUUCCAACCGUCCUCUCAUGCAACAGUGGAUGCAUUUCAUUGUGACAUCUUUGCCCUAUUUCAGAUAUUCAUUUAAUUCUAUAUUGGUUCCACUAAUCCAAUGUAUUUGUGAACAAUUAAGUCGGUGGAAAACCGAAAUGUAUAAUCAUUAUAACAAAAGAUCAGGUGAUCUAACAAUGUCUGAAUGGGAUAUUAUUACUUUACUUAAUGGAUUUGAGAAAGUAGUUAUGUUUUGUUUAAAGGAUGGAGGCUUGGCUAAUGCAAGAGAUAGCUCUUCAACUAGCUCCAAGGCAUAUGAAUCAUCCAUUGGACUUGGUUUUGGUCUGUUUUCAUCAGAUACAAGUCAUACCGAACAAACUUCGUCAGAACAAAAGCCUCGCGAUUAUAUACUUUACUUUGUUUUUCCGGAUAUUGUUCCCAUAAUUUUAGAUAUAUGGUCUCUCUUUACGAAUGCUUACUCACCAUAUCGUCCAUCUAAAGUUGGGACUGAUCCAUUUUCGAUAACAUUAUCUAAUACGAGAGAUAGAACUCAAAGAAGAAUCAUGAAGCUUUUAGAUAAAUUACACAAAAAUGCCCAUGCAGAACUUAUUGAGGCAUUUGCAGAACUUUGGUAUAUUGAAAAUCCCAACAUUAAUUCUAGUCAAGAGAUGCUAAACAAAGGUGUUGAAAAUACCGCUAUAGAUGUAAUGAAGGCAAUUCCGGGUUUAUCUCAUCAAAAGGUCAUUACUACUUUGUUGAUUAGCGCUCGUGGGCGAGCGCAGGGUACACAAAAUUCCCGCGUAAAAAAAUCAGGAUCUAAGGCAAACAAGAUGUCCGAUAUUGUAAUCCUGCGGUUUUUAGAAGUUUACUGCGAUACUUUAGAACUUUCUCAACCUCUGAUCGAGGUCUGGCCUCAAUGUUUAGCAUAUGUUAAAGAUUAUAUUGCACAAGCUUCAUCGUACAAAUAUUUGUUUCCUGUACUUCUUAGGUUUAUUCAUAAAUUAUCGGACAAGUUAUGCUCUACAAUUUAUUUUGAAGAUAAAAAAGUUCGACGAGACAUGCAGGAUGUAUAUCAACGUAUUGUGGAUUAUUGCAUAUUGAUCUCAGGUCGUUCAUUUGACCAAGGAAUAUGGCUAAGGAGAUCAGUAGUUAUAGAUGGUGAAGAUGAAAGUGUAGAAGUUACCAAUGAAAGAGAAUCAGAACUUGGAAGUUCAUCUAAUUUGAUUUCGGAUGAUAAAAAGGUCAUUUCAAAAUCUAAGGAAGGAAUUUUAAUCGAUCAAGUAAACCAUUACCUUGCUACAGUCGUGGUUCCAAAUAUUAAACGAUUGUUAAUUGAUCAAGAUCGAAUUGUUUCUCUCUUUACGAAUAUGAUGUAUUAUAUAAUUGUUCCUGUAUUGAAAAAUCGUUCUGGUACUGGCAUAUCAAAUGUCAUAUUAAAUAUGAUUUGUGAAAUGUCUAAAUUACCUUUUGCAUACCGUGUUUGGCGUAAAGAAAUAUGGGAUGUCUUUAUUGAUAAUAGAUUCUUUAAUAUGACACCUGGAGCUGCUAAAAAAUGGCGCAUUAUAAUGCAAACAAUCAUGACUUCAGAAAAGGAAAGAUUCCCUGAAUUAUUAGGACGUUUAUCAACAUCGCCCGCUAAUGCAUUAUUUGUCAGUAAAGAUCAAGAAUCUUUAAAUCGCGCACUAAACUUGCGACGUAUUUCUUUUGUAAUCUAUUGUGGUAAAGAGAAUCAAUAUUUACCAUAUCUUCCUUCUAUACAAGAGAAAUUGGUAGAGUUAUUUAAAUUGAGCUUAUCUGAAUUAGUUCAUGCUGAGAUUUACUUGACUCUUCGAAUAUUAAUGUGUCGAAUUUCAAACCACCAUUUAUCAAAUUUUUGGCCAGUUAUUCUUACAGAACUAGUUAGGCUGUUUGGGAUGUUUCUUCAAAAAGAACCAAUUGAACAACCAUCUGAAGUUGUUAAUGUGUUUUUAGCUACAUGCAAAUUUUUGGAUUUAUUAUUUAUUUUACAAACUAAUGAUUUUCAAGUUUACGAAUGGAUGUUUAUAUCCGAUACAAUUAACAUUAUUAAUCAUGCUCUUGAAUGGUCUCCUUAUGCAUUAAUGGAUAAAUUGGCAGAUCAUUUAUCAGGUCAUCAAGAUGAUUUAUCAAAGCUUCAUUUAGAUAAUAUAGAAGUUAGAGCAGGAUCACCAUUAUUACGAACUCCUACUUUUUCAAAUGGUGAGUUUAAACGACCAAUGUUAACAUUGAAAAGUAUUACUAGUGUUAGGCAAUUAGAAUUUUUUGUAAGAAAUGUGAGCUUAUAUAAUUAUCAAUAUAUUUAUACUCUUGCAAAACCUGAUUAUCAAUAUAUUGAAAGUUUACUAGAAAAUGAUAUGAUAGAAUAUGGUAGUAUUUAUAAUAAUGUUGAAUUGGGAAGCAUUGAUGUUGGUAGUGGUGAAAUUUUCACUUAAAAAAAAAAAAAUUCUUUUAAUUCUUUUGAACAAUUUUUAAUUUUAAUAUUUACUAUAUGUAAAAUAGAACUAAUUUUUAAUAAAUGUAAUUUUAUCAAAAGAUGUUU